Macadamia integrifolia is the source of this 2560-nucleotide messenger RNA. RefSeq names its product two-component response regulator-like APRR1. The transcript has 8 exons. NCBI's taxonomy places the organism in Eukaryota, Viridiplantae, Streptophyta, Magnoliopsida, Proteales, Proteaceae. Gene Ontology annotation, biological process: phosphorelay signal transduction system; cytokinin-activated signaling pathway. Gene Ontology annotation, molecular function: protein binding. The record is from RefSeq and is a predicted model, not a curated record. The coding region runs from base 715 to 2391 and encodes 558 amino acids.
CCACUUUGGGCGGGGGCUAAAUCUCUGGUCGUCGCCGGAACUUUAGCGCACGUUAGCCAAAACAUAGUAUAUUAUAGAAAAGAACGGAAGCAUAGAGAACUUCAUUAAAGUGAAAGCUAAGAAGGCGAGGAGGCGAGGCUCAUACCUCUAUCUCUCUCCCAGUCUCCACCAACACUUUUCUGGUUCUGCUCGUCGACUGGACCUCAGAGAACUCAGGACUAAGCAGUAAGCACUCGACGAGCUGAACCGAUCAGUCUCUGUUUUCGUGAAUCAGCUUGAGCUUGAGCUUCACCAACGCAACGCAACGCAAGUCCUCUUCAUUCUCCUAAUAAUUAGUAUUUAGGUUUUAUCUAAUAAGAGCUGAGGCCAGUCUCCGGUUCCGAUCUGGAUGAAGAAACCCUAUUCUAUCUCUGCCUCUCCAGAUAGCAGAGGGAUAAGAGUUCUCUUAGGCGAGAUGAAUUAGUGGGUUUUCAAGUUUCUCGUGAACCUGAUCUUAAUAAAAUUAUUCUGAUGGGCGCCGACUUUGAUGAGCCAUAGCCUUGCCAACGAGGAGGUUCAUUCUCUGCUACUUUUCUGGGUUAUUAGGUGUAUCAUUUGUUGGCACAGUGUUUGUUCUAUUUUCUUAUGACAUGGGGGUGUCUGUGUUUUAAGUUUACGAUUUCAUGAGAUUAUCCAGUUUGUUUGGAUUCAAUCGUUCAAACUGACUGCAUCGCGAUGGAGGGGAGGGAGGGAAGUCCUCACAGCAAAGAGGGCAACGUUGGUGGCGGGAGUAACAAUAAGAUUCCUUUUCUAGAUCGCAGCAAAGUUAGAAUACUCUUGUGUGAUAACGAUGCUAAGAGCUCAGAUGAAGUUUUCUCACUUCUGUGCAAGUGCUCAUAUCAAGUAACUUCAGUGAGGACGGCUAGGCAGGUGAUUGAUGCACUUAAUGCAGAGGGGCCUGACAUAGAUAUAAUACUUACUGAAGUUGACCUUCCAAUAGCGAAAGGCUUUAAGUUAUUGAAGUACAUUAUGCGUGACAAGGGCUUGCGGCGUAUUCCAAUUAUAAUGAUGUCUGCUCAAGAUGAGGUUUCUGUUGUUGUCAAGUGCCUAAGACUUGGAGCAGCUGACUAUCUUGUGAGGCCAUUACGCACUAAUGAACUAUUGAACCUGUGGACUCACAUGUGGAGAAGAAGGCACAUGCUUGGAUUGGCAGAGAAGAACAUCUUGAAUUAUGAUUUCGAUCUGGUAGGGUCAGACCCCAGUGAUGCGAAUACCAACAGCACACCAAUGUUCUCAGAUGACACUGAUGACAAGUCUAGGAGGAUUGCGCUACCAGAGAUGAGUGUGUCAAAUCAUCAGGAAGAUGAGUGCAAUAUGGAUACCGGUGUAGAGCCUCCACUGAAUAAUUCAUUGGAAUGUCACCCCGAUGUGCCAUUGAUUAGUGACCGGCGAACAGGUCAAAUAGCAUCAUACCCACAGAAGAGCGAACUUAAGGUUGGUGAGUCUUCAGCCUUCUUUACAUAUGUAAAGUCAAGCAUACGGGCAAACAACUCUCAACGGGUUAGCUGUGUAGAUGAAAACACUCUUCGAUUGGAAACUUCUAGCAUAGAAGAGAAACUUCCCCAGUGGUGUAAACGAGUCAGUGAUGAUGCUCCGAGUUGUGAAAAUACGAAGGCAGGGGAAAGCUACACCCAUGGAUAUGACAUUCCAGUCAGCCACAAUGGACCUGAUUCCACUUCUACUGAGAGAUCUUGCACGCCUCCGGUGCCAUGGGAGUUUUUACAACAAAGGAGCUCAAAGGAACAACAAUCCACAACAUUGUUGCAUCCAAGCAAUGGACCCCAAGUUGAUGUAUCGGGUGUACCAACACUUGCUCCUUUGCCAUAUUAUUUUUCAAGUAUGAUGAAUCAAGUUACGAUGCCAUCAUCAGCACAAAUGUAUCAACAGAACCUUCGUGAUAUGCCAAAGCAUACUACUUCUUCUUUGUUGCCUCAGUACAAUCAUCAUUGCCCUCCCCGUUUACCUGUGAUGACAUCAUUCCCCUACUACCCAGUUAGUAUAUGUCUACAACCUGGUCAAAUUCCUGCAACCCAUGUCUGGCCAUCAGGUGGAAGUUCAUCUUCCACUGAAGUGAAAGCAGGUCGAGUUGAAAAAAGAGAGGCAGCACUGAUCAAGUUUAGGCAGAAGAGGAAAGAUCGAUGCUUUGACAAGAAGAUUAGGUAUGUCAACCGAAAACGACUUGCUGAAAAAAGACCUCGUGUGCGGGGACAGUUUGUGAGGCAGGUCAGUGGUGUAGAGUUGGAUCUUAGUGUCCAACCUGUUGUUGUUGAUGAUUCUGAUGAGGAUGGAGAGGAUGAUGAAAAUGAGGACGAACUUGCAUCUAGGGAUUAUUGUCGUGAAGACGAUGCUUAGAGAUAUUAACGUUGACGCUUAUCAAAAGAUUCGUAGUGCUGCAUUUUGAUUGUUGUUGCAGUAAAGUUUUCAUGGUCAGCUUAUAGAUAUGCUAAUUUCUGGCAGUCACUUGCAAUGUACACUUUAAUUAUCUUCUAUGAAAAUAGAGAGAAGUAAUUUGGUGACACUA